Messenger RNA from Oldenlandia corymbosa var. corymbosa, 3199 nucleotides. NCBI's taxonomy places the organism in Eukaryota, Viridiplantae, Streptophyta, Magnoliopsida, Gentianales, Rubiaceae. The record is from the annotation of a GenBank genome assembly.
CGCCUCUGUUUCUUGUCCUAAAUUUCUGUUUCAGAGAGAUAAAUCCAAAAGAUCUUUUGGAACCCAACAAUUAAUCCUUCAACAAACCAUUAAAUAAAGAAUAAUUAAUACCCGUUAUAAUUUGGUUUCUUCUUAAUUUGUUUUUUUUUUUCUUUUCCCCUUUCAAGAUCAGCAUCUGUUACCAGUUACCACCACCAUGACCUGAUGACCAUCAUCACCACCUUUACAAAAAGUCCAUCCUUUAUUUUGUUUUGAUUGAUCCAGAUUUCAGAGAAAAGCAUAUUGUCAUCAUCAUUGAUUUUAUAUUAUACAAUGCAUUUAUAAAGUUUUGUUGCUUACAUGUGCCUUUUCAUGUCCCUCUCUUCCCUCCUCCUCCUCCUCCUCUUCCUCUCCUUCUUUAAUUAACUUCAAAGUUCAAACAUUUCUUCUGUUUUCUUUCAAAUUUAUAUCCCUUUUUAUCAGUUUUGGUGUUCUAGCUUGGGAUAUCUAAGAAUUGUUAAAGGGUCAUUUUUUACAGGUUGUUUUGAUCAUAGACAGCUCUUUAAAUUUUUGAUGGGUUCUUUUUAGUUUUUAAUGGUGGAGAGCAAAAGUUGGGACCUUUCUUAAUGACCAGGUAAAUAGUGCUAGUUCUAGAUUUCAUGCCCCUUUUUUGGCUUGUUUUUCUGUAAUUUAAUCUUUCUAGUUGUAAUCCAUUGAGGAGGAAAGUAAAAGUCUGUGUGUCCUAAAUAAACAAAGGGGUUAUCAAAAGUUGAUAUCAAUAUACAAAGAAGAUUCCAAUUUUGUGCAGGUUAAGUCUGUGUUGUUUGAUGAUCAUUGGAUAUAAGGUUAAGGAAUUCAAUUCAUUGGCCAUGGCCAAAAAGUUUUGCAGAUUGAUAGAUGACCCUUUUUCGUUUUUCCUAAUUUCCUUCUGUUUCUUCUUUCUAUCAGGGGAUUGGUUUCAGGAUCUUCUGGCCUUGCCGAAUGAACAAAUUCUUGAUUUAAUGUUAGCAGUUCAGUUUCUUGCAUUUUUGUCCUGAGGAAAAAUGCGAUUGCUGAUUUGGGUUUUUGAAGGAAAGAAGAAGAGGCUUUGUAAAUUUAUUGAUUAGUAGAGGAGGUUGAGUAGAGGAAAUUUUAGGCUAUUGAUAAAUAUGGAGGGAAUGGCUGAACAGCAACAGACCAUGACUCCCAGAAAGAAGAUGACUAAACAAUUAACCGGGAAACGAGAUGACACUGCGUUGCAUUCUGCGGCUAGAGCUGGGAAUUCUAAGGCAGUUUGGGAGAUUCUUGGCGAAUCAACGGAAGAAGAGUUGAUAGAGUUGCUUGCCAAACAAAAUUCAGCUGGAGAAACGGCCUUAUAUGUUGCUGCAGAAUAUGGUUAUGUAGAUUUGGUCAGGGAGUUGAUCAAGUACUAUGAUCUUGUGGCUGCUAGUAUUAAGGCAAGGAAUGGAUUUGAUGCACUUCACAUAGCUGCCAAACAAGGGGAUUUAGAUACUGUAAAGGCACUGAUGGAGGCUCAUCCAGAGCUUUCGAUGACUGUUGACAAUGCCAACACUACUGCUCUGCAUACAGCUGCAAAUCAAGGACACAUUGAGGUGGUCAAUUAUUUGCUAGAGUUGGAGGGUAGCCUAACAACUAUAUCCAGAAGUAAUGGGAAAACUGCCUUGCAUUCUGCAGCAAGAAAUGGGCAUGUGCAAGUUAUAAGAGCCCUUUUGAGUAAAGAGCCUAACAUUGCUACACGAAAUGAUAAGAAAGGACAAACCGCUCUUCACAUGGCUGUGAAAGGAACAAAUCUUGAAGUGGUGGAGGAACUAAUCAAAGCGGAUCCUUCUUUGAUAAAUAUGGUCGAUACAAAGGGCAACACAGCUUUGCAUAUAGCAACUCGAAAAGGCAGGGCACAGAUUGUUCGGUCGCUGCUGGCAGAUGAGAAAAUUGAAACUACAGCAGUAAAUAGGUCUAACGAAACAGCCCUAGACACUGCCGAGAAAACAGGUCAGGCUGAAAUAGCAGCCAUUCUGCAAGAGCAUGGAGUUCAGAGUUUUCGGACUCUCAGGCCACAACAAACAAAUCCAGCUAGGGAAUUGAAGCAAACCGUGAGCGACAUAAAACAUGAAGUUCAUUAUCAGUUAGAACACCAUCGGCAAACCAGAAAAGGCAUGCAAGGAAUAGCCAAGCGCCUUAACAAGAUGCACGUUGAAGGCCUAAACAAUGCAAUCAAUUCCACCACGGUCGUAGCUGUGCUGAUUGCCACAGUUGCAUUUGCAGCCAUUUUUACCGUACCAGGACAAUACGCAGAUGACCCAAACAACAUCCCAGAUGACCUUUCCCUAGGAGAAGCUAACAUUGCACCGCAAAUCCCAUUCAUACUCUUUUUUGUCUUCGACUCAAUUGCACUGUUCAUUUCUCUUGCCGUUGUGGUUGUUCAAACCUCGGUGGUGAUCAUAGAGAGCAAGGCUAAGAAGCAGAUGAUGGCGGUCAUAAACAAGCUCAUGUGGCUAGCUUGUGUGCUAAUUUCAGUGGCAUUUUUGGCGUUAUCAUUUGUUGUUGUUGGUCAGCAUGAGAGAUGGCUGGCAAUUGGGGUGACAAUCAUAGGAACAACCAUAUUGGCUACCACAUUAGGGACAAUGUGUUACUGGGUGAUCAUGCACAGGAUAGAGACUUCCAACCAGAAAAGCCUUAGGAAGAACUCUCAGGCUAGCAGAUCAAGAUCAUGGUCUAUGUCAGUUUUGUCAGAUUCAGAUGUUCUACAUACUGACUAUAAGAAAAUGUAUGCAAUAUAAAAGAAAAAAUAAACAAAAAAAGGGAAAAAAAAAAGAAAAAAAGAAAAAAAAAAGAAACGGAAAUACAACUUCCUACCCCAAUCAUAACAUAUCACUUUCUUUGGGGCAAUGGAUGUCUUAUAACUUCUACAACAUCUUGUGCAUAACUGAAUAGGUAGUGACUUUUCUGAUAGUUUCCAAACUUGGCGAUAUUUCUUGGAGCUGAAAUUUGCCAUGGUGGACGAGGUGUAGAUUUUGACAUGUUUCAGUAACAUUAUUAUGACAGAGAAAGAACUGUCCCCUGCAUUUAGCUGUUUUUUUCAGUUGGAUCAUGGAUGGUUUUUGCUGCUUAGCCUCAAUUUCCAAUGCCUGGAUCUACAACUAACUCUUUUUCCUCAACGACUUUCAACUUAUGAUAAAGACUUUAUUGUCACAACUUGACUUAACUUGCAUAUAAGGAAGGG